Messenger RNA from Impatiens glandulifera, 4640 nucleotides. RefSeq lists its product as uncharacterized. The transcript is spliced from 11 exons. Lineage: Eukaryota; Viridiplantae; Streptophyta; Magnoliopsida; Ericales; Balsaminaceae. The record is from RefSeq and is a predicted model, not a curated record. Bases 303 to 4640 code for a protein of 1445 amino acids. Gene Ontology annotation, molecular function: protein binding.
CAUCUUUUUACCUGAAACCGUAUUAACGAUUUAAUAUAGAUUUCGGAAUUUCUGACCACCCCACCCCACCAGAACUUCUUCACGUUUUGAUCUUUCCCCGUCGAAUUCCCUUAAUCCUUGUCAUCUUGUUUUUCUCUCUCUCUACCAGGCUUACCUUUUGUUGGGCAUCUCUGGUUUUCAAAGGUUUUGAAAUCAUAAGCUGUAUAUUGCUUGGUUAUCAAUCUUGCAGGCCUUUAUUGAUUGUACAUACUAAAGCAUUGUUUUAGAUCUCGGAACAGAGCUCGAAGACCUAUUGCAGCUCCAUGGCCGAAGGAAAGCUCAAAAUUCUCGACGACCUCCUCUCGUCAGAAUUGGGCAACCAGCAAUGGACCGACAAACUCCCUUCAGACCAGGCACUAUCAGAGAACAACAUUCCUCUGUCUCCCCAGUGGCUUUAUGCUAAAUCAAGUGAGUUGAAGAUGGACAAUCCUACUGAAUCUAGUCAGAAGGAGGUUAUUCUGCAUUUGGAUGGUUCUGAGGAGAUAAGGGAGCUGAGGAGAAUAGCUCCUGAGUCCGAGAGUGUCCACUGUUGGCGUGAGGAAGAGAGGCACACUGGAUUUGUUGUGAGAAAAGAUCGCAGGAAGAUCGAGUGUCAUACUGACAGUUCGGUAUCAAUCAAAAAUAAUAAUACAUCUUUUCUUCCUGAUAGAUGGAUUGAUAUUACCGAUUGCAAUUCUGGGAAUGACACCAGGCGGGAUGGGAAGUGGACAUCAAGGUGGGGCCCGGAUGAGAAAGAAUCUCGGCUUGAGAGGAAGACAGAUGUAGAGAAAGAAGUUAGUUAUUCUGAUAACCAAUCAGUAGCAGGUAGCAAUCGUAUUGGGAGUGAAGCAGAUUCUCGUGACAAGUGGAGGCCUCGUCAUAGAAUUGAGUGGAAUUUUAAUUUUUCCAGCUCCCAUCGUGUUGCACCUGGAUUUGGGGAGAGAGAAAGAAUGAAGGAAUCCAAAGUGGGGUUUAGUUUUGGGAGAGGAAUGUCUAGAGGGGCUGCAAUAAGACCAUUAGGUGCUUCUCAUUUUGAAAGAAAUGAUUGCCUUCCUGGAAACCCAGGAUUUUCAAUUACUAUGUUCCUCUAUCCAAGAGGAAAGCUGCUUGAUAUCUACCGGAGGCUGAAACUGGGGUCAUCCCUUGCUACAGUUCCUGAAGGACUGGAGGACGUGCCUUCAAUAACACAAAAUGCUGUGAUCCAACCAAUGUCUUUUGUUAAACCAGAAGCAGAAGAGAAGGCUGUACUUGACGAUAUUUAUAAAGGCAAUAUCACUGGCAGUUCGGUAAAUCAAAAUUCAUUUAGGAAAAGCAGUUCAACGGAUAGUGGGACAGAUGUUAGAGGCAAUCAAUCCAUUGAUGAGAAUCUUCUGUCUUCUGUGAUGGUUGAAUCAAACAUUGAUUCUGUUGUAGAAUUUGCAAAUGGUCUUCAAAAUGAUGUUCAUGGAACAGAGGAAAAUGACAGAUCCAGGGUGAAUUUUGCAAAUGAGGGAGAUUAUCACCAUCUUGUGUCAGAUCAUCAAGCUCCGGAUGUGUCCACCACAAUGUACAAGGAUCAACCAAGACCGAUGAUUGGUGCUAACAAUAGUCACAACAAGAUUUCUGGUGAUAGCAAUUUGAAGCUUCCAGAUGAUUCUAAUUGUGUCUUUCUUUCUUCAUUGUCCGAGCAACAUUGGGAUAGGAAUCUGAGUGAUUCUAAUGCUGGUCAAUAUAACUUGAUCAGCGGGUUACAACCAGAAGAACUGAGUUUGUACUAUCUUGAUCCUCAAGGAGUGAUUCAGGGACCCUUUGUUGGGGCUGACAUCAUCUCAUGGUAUGAACAAGGUUUUUUUGGGACAGAUUUGCCAGUUCGAUUGGAAGAUGCGGCUGAAGGAUCACCUUUCAUGGAGUUAGGUGAGAUUAUGCCACAUCUCAAAAUUAGUGAUCAUCACUCCAAUAGCAACAAUCGUCUUACAACAAAGUAUGAGCAGCUUGGAGGGUUUGAGGAGAAAAUGAAGACGAGUUCAGUUCCUUCCCCUCCUAUGGCUGAAUUUGUUGGUGCAUCUGGUUUGGUUGAUCAGAAUUGGCAAUUGUCUGGUCUUCCAAUGCAUCAUCAUCCACAACCAGGAGUGCCUGAGAAGGAAGGUCAAUAUACACUCCAAUUCCCUGAAGAUAAGAAUUUUCAAGGCAAUGUUGAUGAAGAAAUUGUUUUCCUUGGAAGACCUUCUAGUAGUGGGAAUGCUGUUCAGAAACCUUCUACAAGUGAUAGCAACUCUAUAGCUAAUCCAUUGGUUAAUAACCCCUUCCCAUGUGUGUAUAGAGAGGCAGACCCGUUAACACAACUGAAUGAGAAUACACUACAUCCUUUUGGGUUAUUGCGAUCUGAGCUAGAAGGCAAUAAUUACAUAAGGCAGGAUCAGACGGACAUGCCUAACUUCUGCAGUAUUAAUGACUCGGCUCUUGUUUUUGAUACAUUUCCUGAUGUUUAUAGAAGAAAUAAGGUAGGUGUACCAGAAUUCUAUGAAGACGGCAUUGAUGCUCAUCGAGCAUCAAAUAUAAACGAACUUGACAUUUUUGAUGCGGCAAUGUCACAUCGAUUACAACAGCAAAAUCUGCAGCAGCACAAUGUACUGUCUCCUUUUGUCCAUGCAAAUGAAUCAGUUAUGGAACGAAUUCCAAUCCGGGAUUCUUUUCACCAUCAAAGGUUUGGUAGCCAAGUGGGGCAAGACCUGGAUCAGCUUUUGGAUUUACAACAUCAGCAACGGCAUUUUCAGCUUCAGCAGCAGUUACGGCAGCAGCAGUUGUGGCAGGAGCAGCAGCAGUUGCAUAAGCAACAAAGGCUUCAACAGGAACAUCAGUCUCAGGCACGUCAACUGUUGCUUGAACAAAUGAUGAUGAGCCAAAUUCAUGGGGUUGGUCAUGUACAGAGACAUGAAACUACUCUUGGACCUAAUAAUACCCUUGAUCAGGUCUUAAUGAAUCAGAAAAUUCUCCACGACCUACAAAAACACACACGUGUUCAAUCUAAGCAUCCUGAACCUUCUCUUGAGCAUCUUAUUCAAGCGAAAAUUAAUCAAAUGCAACAUCAGGGUCAUCAAAAUGAUCUAUUGGAGCUUGUGUCACGGGCAAAACAUGGACUACACCAUCCCAUUGAAAACCCUAUGAUUCACCAAGAACAUUUGCAUGGAAGGCAGUUGAGCCUAGGAUUAAGGAAUCAAAUGCAGAUGGAAGGAGGCGGACGAAUUCUACCUGUCUGGUCUUCUGAAGAAACCAACCAAUUUCCUAGGAAUUCUGCUGCCACACACAAUGGUCCAUUGGAAUAUUUUCAGCGGCAACAAAUGAGUCACACUGAAUACGAUCUUUCCCUCCGAGAUCGUGUACAUCAAGGUCAAUAUGACCCUCGGUUAAAUGCUUAUGUGGAAAAUGCAUUGGCACGAACUGAACAUCUAGAUCUUCAAGGAAAAUAUGCACAAAGGCAUUCUUCGGUUCACUCAGCUGGGUUCUCCCAAGGAAUGCAACUCAGAGAUGAGUUUCACACUUCUCAUGAGAACCGAGGGUUAGACAACAACGCUAGAGUAGGAAAUGACAGGAUAGGACUCCACUUUCAACAAUUUCAUUUUAAUACAGAGUGGCAGAACAGGGAGAGAGAAAGUAACCGGAACUCUGAAGAUCCGAGGUCUUGGAUAUCAACAGGAACAAAUGAUGAUGGUUCAAAGAGCUUACUCAUGGAAUUGCUUGGUCAAAAGAAGGUCAGCCACCAAGCAAUUGACCAAUCAGAGUUGAGCACUAUGAAACAAUAUGAAAAAAGAGCUUUCUCUAGCAAAAUAAGUUCUUGUGGUUCUGAUUUAGCUGGAGCAUCAAAUGUUUCUGUUGCUGAUGACAAGGCAAUUUACACAAAUCUGGAUAUGGUAGGCCUUUCAUCAUCUGAAAGAGACUUUGAUGAUGUGGAUAUCAAGAAACAAGGAUUUAAAAGUGAGGCCAGCCCUGCUUCAGAGAUUUAUCAUGGUAUUGCUUUACAAGCUGGGUUACCUACUAAAAAUCACUGUGAAAAGGCAGUUAACAUCAUUAGCAGGCAUAACUCAUUAGUAUUUUCUGGUAGUAAUGCAGACUUUUACAAUGACCUGACGACUUCAUCUCACUCUUUCACAGAAGAGGUUACUAAGGAUCGGAUACCAGCUGAAACGAGUAAAGGAGGAUUGGAGAAUCUUCUUCUACGACGUCCAGCAGUCUCCAGGGUCUCCUCAUCAUCUGUUGGAAGUUUGUCUGAGUUUGCCUCCAAUCACGCACCUUCUUUUGAAGGUGGAAGAAUUGAGUACGUAGUAGAAAGAAGAAGAAAUAAGGCAUCAGAAUCAGGAAAUCCUUCUUGUUCUAGGAAGGAUGUAGGAUUUAGAAGGACAUCAUCUUAUACUGAUGGUGAUUCUGCAUCAUUUAGUGAGAUGUUGAAGAGCAAUGCUAAUCAUAAUAACAAGCUGCAUGGAGAAGUUGGUUUAGAGGCUGCUGAAGGGAAAGCAGUAAUUGGUCAAGGUGGGAAAAAGAAAGGAAAGAAAGGCAGACAAAUAGAUCCGGCUCUACUUGGCUUCAAAGUCACCAGCAACCGAAUUUUGAUGGGCCAGAUUCAGAGGCCAGAUUAUCAUCAUUAUUAA